Cryptotermes secundus is the source of this 1094-nucleotide messenger RNA. RefSeq names its product methylglutaconyl-CoA hydratase, mitochondrial. The record is from RefSeq and is a predicted model, not a curated record. Gene Ontology annotation, biological process: fatty acid beta-oxidation. NCBI's taxonomy places the organism in Eukaryota, Metazoa, Arthropoda, Insecta, Blattodea, Kalotermitidae. The coding region runs from base 72 to 962 and encodes 296 amino acids. Gene Ontology annotation, cellular component: mitochondrion. The transcript has a single exon. Gene Ontology annotation, molecular function: enoyl-CoA hydratase activity.
AGUACUAAUUCAGAUUCGUGUGGGAGAGUAUUGGUUUUGUUGCGAAGUGUGAAAGGAACGGGCUAUUGACUAUGCCAUUACUCAAAAACGUAAAAGUUAUAAACUCGGCUGUUCAUUUAAGCAAACUCUUUUGCCGGUUUUCGUCAUCGAUCGCAAGUAAUCAGAAAAAUCUGCAAUUGAACUAUUUGGAAGAAAAAGACAAUGGAAUCGUCGUGCUUGAAUUGAACCGACCACAGGCGAAGAAUGCUCUUAAUCGAACUUUAGCUACAGAUUUUUCCUCUGCAAUAGAUGCCGUAAAAUAUGAUAAAACUGUAAGGGUUCUCAUUAUUAGAAGUAUGGUUCCUGGUAUCUUCUGUGCUGGUGCAGAUCUGAAGGAAAGAUUAAAACUUACGAACCAAGAGGUGAAAAUAUUUGUGUCCAAACUGAGAUCACUUACUAAUGCAGUUGAGAAUUUGCCUAUGCCAGUAAUUGCUGCUGUGGAUGGUGCUGCUCUUGGUGGUGGAUUUGAAUUAGCAUUAGCUUGCGACAUGAGAACAGCAUCUGAUAAUGCCAUGCUUGGUUUAGUAGAAACAAAAUUGGCUAUCAUACCAGGUGCAGGAGGUACACAGCGGUUACCUAGGCUUGUUGGACCUGCAUUUGCCAAAGAGCUAAUUUUCACUGCUAAAACAUUAACAGGGGCAGAGGCUAUGAAAAUGGGUCUUGUUAAUUAUACUGUUAAACAAAAUAGUGAAGGAAAUGCAGCCUAUUUGAAAGCACUGGAGCUUGCUCGUGAAAUUGUUCCUAAUGGACCAGUUAGUCUCAAAAUGGCAAAAGUUGCAAUAAAUGCUAGUUUAGAAGUGGAUCUCAACACUGGUAAUAUUAUUGAAGAAGCAUGUUAUGCACAGGUUAUUCCUACAAAGGACAGAGUGGAGGGUCUGAUAGCAUUCAAAGAAAAACGUACACCUAUAUAUACUGGAGAAUGAAAUAAGUCACAUGCAUGGGCACGAUAAUUAGGAAACAUGUGACAAGACACUAUUUUAUUCAUAAUAUCUUUGGGGAUACAAUCUCUUAUACAUUAAAAUUUUAUAAAACAAGUAAUAAAAAUUUACUGAAAA